Messenger RNA from Nymphaea colorata (pocket water lily), 717 nucleotides. RefSeq names its product protein SMALL AUXIN UP-REGULATED RNA 51-like. The transcript has a single exon. The coding region runs from base 125 to 604 and encodes 159 amino acids. Gene Ontology annotation, biological process: response to auxin. The record is from RefSeq and is a predicted model, not a curated record. Lineage: Eukaryota; Viridiplantae; Streptophyta; Magnoliopsida; Nymphaeales; Nymphaeaceae.
UGUCUCUAUAUAUAGACUGUUCCACUGGUUCAAACUCAGCGUCGUCCUCUCUCUCACGUUUCAAACUCAUCUGCCGUUCUCUCUCUCUCUCUCUAGCGACAAGGGAAGGAAAAAAAUUACAGCCAUGCUGCUGCAAAGAGGGAGACUGGCUAAGAUGAGCUUGAGCAAGUUGAAAUUGAAGCCUGCUCUCUUCCGAGUUGCCAAUCUUGAAUCGUCCUUUUGUUCGCCGAAGUCCGUCCUCUUGGGCGAAGACAUGGACUCCGGCGAUGAAGCUGGCGACCGUGACUUAUUCCACGUUGUGCCCAAGGGUUGCUUCGCCGUGUACGUUGGCAAGGAGGGCGGGAUGAGGAGAUUCGUGAUCCCCCUCAGCUACCUGAACCACGCCAUCUUCCAGGACUUGCUGAAGAAAGCAGAGGAAGAAUUCGGUUUCUCCAGCAGCGGAGGGAUCAGACUUCCCUGUGGAUCCCUUCUCUUCGAGCACAUCCUGUGGAUGCUCGAGAAUGACGACCCCAUGAUCAAGAAUCUCAAGCUGGACGACCUCAUGAACUUUUACGGCGACGAAGAUUGCGGCCCAUCAGCCCAUGAGUCGGUUUCUUUGAUUUGAUUUUUUUCCGUUUUUCCUUUUGUAUAUUGGUUUAUUUUUCCGUCUAUGGCAAGAAUUUAGGGAGAAACGAGUUUUGUAUAAUAUGACUGUUGAAGUUCAUUUCAUGACCUUGG